Molecule: messenger RNA, 2549 nt
Organism: Serpula lacrymans var. lacrymans S7.9
Lineage: Eukaryota; Fungi; Basidiomycota; Agaricomycetes; Boletales; Serpulaceae
Exons: 7
Coding region: 103-1737 (544 amino acids)
Biological process (GO): proteolysis
Molecular function (GO): aspartic-type endopeptidase activity
Source: RefSeq, a predicted model, not a curated record
ACUCACGUUCUCCUUUUCCUUCGUCAUCUCUUUCGAAGAAUUUUUUGUUUACAGGGUUACGCGUGGUCUUACGCUGUACUCUGGUCUUUGAAUCAUUCCGUGAUGCGCUCAUUAACUGCACUGUCUUUUCUUGUUUCGCUAUGUCCAACCUUGACUCUGGCUCUCAAGCUUCCAUUUGGUGUCCACACCGUCGACAGCGAUACUCACACUCAUGUCGCUCGACAAUCAUCUGGCAAUGUCUCAGUACCCAUUGGCAACACCCAGAAUUCAUUUUACUACAGUAACAUUACUCUCGGUGGUCGUACGAUAUCUGUAAUGUUGGAUACGGGCAGCUCCGACUUGUGGGUGACAGGUUCAGUUCCUGGGGCACAAGACACUGGGAAAUCGGUUACACUCUCGUAUGCCGUCGGACAAGCCGCAGGCAAUAUCAACACUGCUACAUUGGAGUUCGAUGGAUACACAGUUGACAAUCAGGCGUUUUUGCUGGUCACCAACACAUCCUCGUUCUCAACCAAUAUUAACGCCGAAGGCUACAAUGGCCUCAUAGGACUUGGCCCUAACUCAGGUUCAGCUAUCAGCAAAGCCAUUGGGAGCUCUACAGGCGAUAAUAUGCUUAACCGCAUAUUUCAGCAAAAUUCGUCUGCGCAAAACUAUAUAUCUUUAAUCCUGGACCGCAAGAAUGAUCCUGGCGAGCAAGUUACUGGCCAAUUUACCAUUUCAGAAGUGAUUCCGCAGUUCAGCAACAUCACUAGCAUGCCAAAAAUACCUGUCGAGACAGUAUACAAACUAACGAAUCAGGACCAGCAUUGGCAGAUUUUGGGCGACAAAGACAAGAAUGUCAUUGGACCUGACGGACAACCGAUCCAGGUUGAUUCGAUAGUACCAAAGGCUCCCAGUGGCCAACUGGUAGCCGUCUUUGACUCGGGUUACACUUUACCUCAGGUUCCCCGUGCCAUGUCAGAUGCUAUUUAUGGUCGCGUGCAGGGUGCUGAGUGGUCAGCUUCUAAUGAGGCAUGGUUGGUACCUUGCGGUCAGUUGAUUAACUUGACCUUCAACUUUGGUGGACAAUCCUACCCUAUACAUCCCUUGGACGUAUCAUCUAGCGACUUUGACGUCUCCUUCGCUAAUGGAAGCCCUGCUUGCCUUGGCACGUUUCAACCAAUCACUUCUGCCUUCAGUCUCAUCGGUGAAUAUGAUAUGAUCCUAGGCAUGGCCUUCCUACGUAAUACUUACACGCUGAUAAGUUUUGGUAACCUCAUUCAGGGUGGCCAAGACUCGAGCAACCCUUAUAUGCAACUUCUCUCACUCACCAACACCGAAGCUGCCGUGAAUGAUUUCAUUCAAGUACGGCUGAACGGGCAAAACCUAAUCAACUCAUCUCAAUAUGCACUUUUGCCGGCAUCACAAGAACAGCACUCACCAGAAAGUGCUGCAGAGAAGAAGCAGCACUACGAAGAGAUGAUACUGAGCCGCUGGCCGUACAUAUUCGUCGGCUGUCUCAUUUUCGUCAUUCUCUUGGUCGGAUGCUGCGUCUGGCGUUGCUGCCGACGCAGGAAGGCCAAGGCAGCGGCUCAGCAGAAAGCCGCUGGCCUGUUGCCUGGCGGACCAAAUAGUGCAUACGCACCAUUGCAGGACUCGCAGAGUACGGCCUCACUGGUGAUGCAACCCAUGGGUGGAUCUGCAUACGACUAUAAGAGUGACGAUACGAAGAGUGCUCAUAUGGGCCAACACCCCUGAUGGAGCUAGUCACCAGGCAUUAGGAUUAAUAUUGAUAUACCACAAGGACGAUGUAGCCGGCUACGUCGCCAAAUCUUAAUAAGCGAUCUAUACAAUGUACUUCAUCUUGCUAUCUUUGCGCAGUCCGAGUUAUACCACAAUGAUAUUGUUGAUUCGUUAUGGUCGUACUUGAAAAUGGAUGAACUCUCGUGUUAUUACCGAUAAAUCUAUAGGUAGCUAUACGGUACAUUUACGAUCAAAGAUAAGAUUGAUAUAACCCCGUUAAUAGGCAUAGGCCCGGAUGUAAAAAUACAUGUGUGCUAGAUACUCCAUUAUAUAAUUGCUGAACAACCUGAACAACGAUGUGUGUGGGUACCAAUGAAGUUAGUCUUCGCGUCUAUCAUAUUAGACGCUCCGCUCAUGCAGCUUGAAAUAAAUCAUGAAGCCAAUUCUGGAGCCCCAGAAGCUUGUUAUAGCCGCUGUCUCCCGUGAAGCCCCCAAUAACGAGAAGGAAAUGGGCGAGACCAACAGCUGCAACCAAUGAUACAACGCCACCUACGGAAACCAAGCGUUCUUGCGGUGGUUGUUGCAUCACUGGUUGCUCUAGCGAUACCUGGUCUUGGACAGUCGUUUCCAUUUUCUCUGCAGCAGGACCACGAUUUGGCCCACGGAGGCUCGCGAACAGACCAGAAUUAAGAACGAAAGCUGCGUUGGCCUCCUCUACUAUAAAACCUUUCAGUUCCUUGUUGUCACCAACGCCAGCGUUCAUGCCAUCCCUAUACCAUUCUUUGAUCUUCCUCAAGUCUCCGAUUGUCCCUGAUUUAUUACCUCCC